Messenger RNA from Arvicanthis niloticus (Nile rat), 5070 nucleotides. It is a transcript of the gene Dnajc15, whose product is annotated as DnaJ heat shock protein family (Hsp40) member C15. Gene Ontology annotation, biological process: protein import into mitochondrial matrix. Gene Ontology annotation, cellular component: PAM complex, Tim23 associated import motor. The record is from RefSeq and is a predicted model, not a curated record. Gene Ontology annotation, molecular function: ATPase activator activity. Lineage: Eukaryota; Metazoa; Chordata; Mammalia; Rodentia; Muridae.
UCAGCUCAGUGCGUCCUUGGAGUCCUGCACUGCUAUGGCUACCGGUGGCGGCGUGACCUCCAGAGAGGGGCUGCGCUACGCCGAAUACUUGCCUCCUUCUGCCCAAAGGCCGGACGCCGACAUCGACCACACCGCGGGAAGAAGGUUGAUAGCUGUAGGACUAGGUGUUGCAGCUGUUGCAUUUGCAGGUCGGUAUGCAUUUCAAAUCUGGAAACCUCUAGAACAAGUAAUCACUGCAACAGCAAGGAAGAUUUCCUCUCCAAGCUUUUCAUCCUACUAUAAAGGAGGAUUCGAGCAGAAAAUGAGCAGGAGAGAAGCUAGCCUUAUUUUAGGUGUAAGCCCAUCUGCUGGCAAGGCCAAGAUUAGAACAGCACACAAGAGAAUUAUGAUUUUAAACCAUCCAGACAAAGGUGGAUCUCCUUACUUAGCAUCCAAAAUAAAUGAAGCAAAAGAUUUGCUCGAAGCGUCCAGCAAAACUAACUGAUGUUGAAGGAAACCUCAGAUGAAGCUUCUGUAUACAUUCCAGUAGUUCUUUAUUCUAUCCUUGACCCUGAUUUGGGUCUGACAUAGUGGGCAUGCUCAUCACCAUCCCCUGCAGCAUCACUGUGGCUAGAGGAACCACUUCAUGGGGUUGCAAGGCAGAGCUGGUUGUUGGCUGGAUCCUCCUUCUAUGGGCUUGUCCACAGAGCUGCAAGAGCAUGCUCACCCACAGCAGGAGACAGUUGUCCAGGAAACAGGAAAUAGAAGCUGCUCACUUCAUCCUUGGUCUGGAAUCUGUCAAGGCACCAUUUCUGCAUACUCAGUUAGCUAAGAGUUGUAGAGCCUGCCAGAUUUGUGGGAGCCCUUUGUAUCUCUGUCAGAGGACUUUGACCCCUUUAUCAUAUCAGUUUUAGGCAUUUUUUUUAAAUCGGUCAUGGAGAGGGGGCAAAUGCAGUGGGACACACCUUACCUUAGCAGGUUAGAUAAGAGGAUUGCAAGUUCCAAGCCAGCCUGGGAAAUUAGAAAUACUUGAGAAUGAGGAAAUGAUACAAACAAACAAGAACCCAAACAUAAGAAGAGCUGGACCUCUGAGAGAGCACAGGAUCUGUGCUGGAUCAGUUAAUUACAGGCUCUGGGCCUAAGCUUCCAGAGUUUCAGUUCACAUAACUGCCAUUUGGGGUAAACAUAGAUCAGUAGUAAUUCUCUGAAUGGUAGUACAGCUUUAAAAUUGGAUUUUGACCAACUAUUUACCCUCAAUUCCUCGUCUGUAAAAAGCUUAUUUGAAUGGUUACCUAUCUUCAGUAAAAACUGCUUCUCUGUGUUUCCUGUCACAGCCUAUUCUGCUCAAUUAGGCUUUGUUGAUAUUGCAGUUUCUGUUUACCCUAAGAGGUUAAGUCUGAGAAUAAGAAAGACCUUUUAAAAACACAAUUACCGGACAGAGAAUGUGUACUUCUGAUGAACAGCUAAAGGGGGUUAUGCAGGGACAAUUAGAUCAUAGUCAGCGGUGCCAAUCUGCAAUGCAAUGUGAAAGGUGGACCGUGUGGUGCAGAGGAAAGAAUAGUGACCGUAGCAGACAUUGUUCUGUUCAGUCUUCAGAGCAUGCCCUGCACUUUUGAACAACAUUUAAAAAGUUUUCCUUGGUUGGUACUGAGUUUUACCACUGUGAUAAGGAUACAAGACUACAUUCAUUCUUAAAAUGCUCAAACUAAAUAGAAAAAAAUACUUUUAAACACAGGUGACUUUUGCUACUACUUUUCUAUUAACAAGGAAAUUCAAGAGUUGUGUUACUUAUACUUAUGAUUACCCAGCAAGGCCAUUAAAGAUUGAAUAUCUAUGUGAGGAAAAAUUUUGGUUGUCAUGGAAAACCUUGAAUACAGACAAGAGCUUUCUGCAAUUGAUCUUCAACGCCCUUCAAAAUUAGCUUAAAAGAGUUUAAUGACAUUUGUGGGGACAGAUGACUCACCCAGAUCCGUAAUGUCAAAAAUUUCUGGGGCUUGGUCUGCUUAAGGUGAGCUGCAGAGACCCCUUUCCCGGAGAACUGUUUCUAGGGAGGCUGCUCCACUCCACAGUGGGAAGUGUGCUGCCAUCCCCAUCACUUCCCAGCUCCUUCCGGGCACUGACCUCUGACUGUGGGAGAGUCUGAUGGAUGGGUCUCUGUGUGCCAGCAUCCUCCCUUGCUUUUAAGGAAAUGCUACCAAGCAGCAUUGCAAUUAGCACUAAGUCAGUAUCAUCCAGUCAUCAAAAACAUUUUGUGAGUUAUGGGCCAAAAUUUUAUUAGUGGGUAGUUACAUACAUUAGGAAAUUAAAAUCUCUGUCAGUAGAAUUUAUUAGCUGAAGUUUUUGAGGAGGUUCUCUGGCCUCGUUUUUAUACGUAGACUCUAAGUGAUCUGGAUCGUAGCCUCCAAGCAAAAUGGCUAGGCAUGGUAGACAGGAGAACAUUCCUUCUAAUGCUGCCUUAAGAGCCGAGCAGCUAUUGUUCCCAACUGAGUGCUUCUUGCUUCCUUUUAUUGUUGCUGAGCAAAAGAACUUAUAAAAAGCCUUUUUAUAUAAAUAAAAACCUUGCUCAAUUGAAAUGGAAGUUCAUUAAGUCAUACUCAGUUUACUUCCUGCCGUGAUAACCCAUCCCCCGUGCUCUGGUCAGCAGGGCCAAGCAGCACCUUCGCCUUUGACACUGAAAUCUGAGCUGCCGUCUCCUAAGAAACCCCUUCGUUUUUACAACCAUUUAUUUAUUUGGUUUUAGAUUAAUUUCUUUAUGUAUGAAUAUUUUGCCUGCACAUAUGUAUAUGCAUGUCUAGUGUCCAAGGAGAUAAGACUGGGCUGGAGUUAUGGAUGAUUGUGAGCUACCAUGCAGGUAAUGGGAACCAAACUCGGGUCUUCUACAAGUGCUAGUAACCCUGAACUAUCUAUCACUCCAGCUCCACAAACUAAUAUUAUAAUUAUACCUAUUUGCUAAACAUCACCUGUUUGCUAAAAUUAUACCUAUGCAAACAUUCUACUACUUUAUCUUUUAAUUUUCAGAGCUAACCUUAGACAUGGGUGUGACACUUUUUUUUCUCAUACUACAGGUGAAGAAACAGGCUCGAUAGGACUUUAAAAUUCCUUUCAAAAUGGCAAUUUCUUUCUUAAAAGGUGAGAGUAGGGUCUCAGUCCUGAAGCGAUACACCAGGUAUGUUGGAAGGAGUCAGAUGAUGGAGUUUCGAUGACUCCAUGAUCCACGUCACAAGAACAAGCAUCAUUCUGACUUGUUCUUGUGACCUGGAUCAUGAGUGUGAAAUAGGCUUGUGUGUGGAAGAAACUAGUUCCAAGCAUCAGAAGCAAUGGGUAACUGCCCAAAAGCCUGUAAUCUUCUAAUUGCACUUAGCAGUCUCAGCUGUAAGGUUGAACAGUGUGAGUUUUCUCCAGCUCCGGACUGGGGGAAUCCCUGAUGAGAUUUCAUUUGAAGCAUUCUGUUGAAAGCAAAUGAUAAUGUUCAGGACUCAGAAUAAAAGGCAUGUCACAAAAGGAAAACCUGACUUUGGGGAAUAAAGGUAGUUCAGUAAAUUAACAAAACCAGACUGAAUUUAUUGAAAGGAGCAGAGAAGCAAGGAAGAGAUGAGAGAGAGAGAGAGAGAGAGAGAGAGAGAGAGAGAGAGAGAGAGAGAGAGAGAGAAACCAGAAGAGAACUUGGGCAGCUGGAUGCUUUUGUAGAACUUUAAAAGGUGGUUUAGGGUGCACAUGUGCCUUGGUGCUAGAGCCCCUCCCUAGCCAUGUGGAAGGUCCUGGGUCCAAUCAACACUACAAACACAAAAAAUAGUCACAAUGUGUUUUUUAUAACUGAGUUAUAUACCCAUGCCAUGCUUUUAUUCCAAAAUUAAAGUUGCAUUUGCACACUGAGGAAGUUUCCUGGUAGAUUCUACAGAGCAUCAGCCUCCAGUAGGAGACUGUCUUGAGAGUAAACCUUAAAUGUCUGCAGUAGUUAUAACCACAGGAUGAAAUGGUUUCAGUAUUCAUAGCAAAAACAUGAGCUCUUGAGUGUCAGGUGCACUCAAUGUCUUAGUCACCAUUUUGUUGCUGUGAAGAGACACCAUGACCAGCGAGCACAACUCAUAAAUCAUUUCAUUGGGGCUGGCUUACAGUUCAUAGGUUUAGUCCAUUAUCAUGGUGGCCUGUAGGCAGACAUGGUGCUGAAGAUAGACUGAGAUCUUUCCGUCCAGAUCCACGGGCAGCAGUAUGAGAGCGACACUGGGAUUGGCCUUGGCUUUUGAAACCUCAAAGCCCACCCCCAGUGACACACUUCCUAAUCCUUCCAAAUAGCACCACUCCCUGGUGACCAAGCAUCCACAUCUAUAAGCCUAUGGGGGCCGUUCUUAUUCAAACCACCAUAGCUAUGCUCGGAAAGUGUGCCCCACAGCUACUGCAUUGACUUAGUCGUGUCAUCUGCAUUGCUGGUGCUUUUGCCCUUUGGCUCUGUGAAUAUGGAUGUUCCAGCUUUGAGUUUGUAGGUGUUUAUUUUUGUUCCAUGCCUCUAGGACAGAAUGAGAUGACCUAAUGUUUGUUCUUGGUGGUGAGCUAGGAGAUUCUGUGCAUUGUUGCCUCUCUCGGGAUAUUCUGAGAUGCCGUACAGGGCAGUGUUGCAGAAGAGCGGCAUGAACACAGAAACAGCCUUCCCUAAUUAACCCCACAUGGAUCUGACGUCUGCUGUUCACUGGCUGCCUGAUACUUAGCUAGUCAGACUGUCUUCUCUGAUCCACUUCUUGCUCACUUACAGACUGUAUUCCUGCCCCGCCCCACACACAUACCUUAAAAGUAGGGAUUUAAAAACAAUGUAAAAAAUGCACUAUUUCUUUCUGGAUAACAAAACUUAUUUUUUUAAUACUAAACUAUAAAGAAAUGAAAUUGAAUGCUCUUAUAUUUGCUUUCCUUUAAACAUCAUAAAGGAUAAACUGUAUGAUGCAUCUAUAUGUUUUUUCCCAAUACAGUUAAAAUAAAAUCUUACUUGCCAAAAUUGAAUUUACACUCAAUUUUUCUGUUGUAGAACUCUGGAAAAGUACCUUGUGUAUUAUAUAAUCCCAUCUACGUUGUGUGUUCUUUAUUAAAAGACUGAGGCAUUUA